Messenger RNA from Grammomys surdaster, 2768 nucleotides. It is a transcript of the gene Tmem129, whose product is annotated as transmembrane protein 129. Gene Ontology annotation, biological process: protein ubiquitination. The record is from RefSeq and is a predicted model, not a curated record. Gene Ontology annotation, molecular function: ubiquitin protein ligase activity. Bases 717 to 1592 code for a protein of 291 amino acids. Lineage: Eukaryota; Metazoa; Chordata; Mammalia; Rodentia; Muridae. Gene Ontology annotation, cellular component: membrane; endoplasmic reticulum. The transcript has 4 exons.
AGACUCCCAGAAUGCCCCACGGGUAGCCUGACUAGGACUCUGUUUCCCAGAGUGCCUCGCGGGCGGUCUGGCGGUGGCUGCAGCAACCUACCAACUGUCCAGAAGUGGACGCUCCUGCCUCUGCCGGACCCGGUGAGCGGCAGCGGGAUGGAUAGCCCUGAGGUGACCUUCACGUUGGCCUACCUGGUCUUCGCAGUGUGCUUCGUGUUCACGCCCAACGAGUUCUACUCGGCCGGGCUCACAGUGCAGAAUCUGUUGUCGGGCUGGCUGGGCAGCGAGGACGCCGCCUUCGUGCCUUACCACCUUCGUCGCACUUCCGCCACACUACUGUGUCACUCACUGCUGCCGUUGGGUGAGCCUCCUGUGUGCGGGCUGGUGGUUGGCGCUUAACUAGGCGCUUGGAGAGUCCAAGGGUGAGGAGGCUCCCAGCCAGAACGGGAGCAGAAGCCGGUCAAGAGCAGGUGCAAGCAAGUGGGAUCUCUGCAGCCCUGACUGUGAGCUGAGCGCUCUAGGGCACCAUAUGUUCUUCCCAGGCGGCGGCCCAGGCGCUGUCCUGCAAGUGGUACUCGGGUGGGGCUAAGCUCUAGUCUUUGACAUCACUGCGGCUGGAGUGCAGAAUCGUUCGGCCUGUUAGCCGUGUUGGGUGAUUUCUAGGAAAGGGCUCCUGUUGAUUCAUUACAACAGGGGUUGGAGGGCUCCCAGGGAAAGGCUACUACAUGGGCAUGUGCUUUGCAGCUUCAGAAAAGCAGCUCUACUCCCCUGGUCAGGCCCCAGAAGCCUGGCAGCUCUUCCUUCUCCUGGCUGUGAUCCUUCCCCUUGUCUCCUGUACUCUGAUUUACUAUUGGUCCUGGGAUAGGUGGACCCGACACCCAUUGGCCCAAACCCUGGCCCUCUAUGCCCUUCCACAGUCUGGUUGGCAGGCGGUUGCCUCUUCUAUCAACACAGAGUUCCGACGGAUUGACAAGUUUGCUACCGGGGCACCUGGUGCCAGAGUGAUUGUGACAGACACAUGGGUGAUGAAGGUGACCACAUACCGUGUGCAUGUAGCUCAGCAGCAGGAUGUUCACUUGACUGUGACAGAGUCUCGGCAGCAUGACCUCUCACCAGACUCAAACCUACCCGUGCAGCUUCUUACCAUACGUGUGGCAAGUACCAGCCGUGGUACGCAGCCCUUUGAUAUCCGACUGAACUCAUCAGAAUAUGGCGAACUAUGUGAGAAGCUCCAUGCCCCAAUCCGAAGUGCAGCCAACGUGGUCAUCCGCCAGAGCCUGGGUGACCUCUUCCUAGAAACAUUUGCUUCCCUUGUGGAGGUCAACCCAGCCUAUUCAGUACCCAGCAACCAGGAGCUUGAGGCCUGUAUAGGCUGCAUGCAAACACGGGCCAGUGUGAAGCUGGUGAAGACCUGCCAGGAGCCAGCGGUGGGCGAUUGCCAGCAGUGUUACUGCCGACCCAUGUGGUGUCUCACUUGCAUGGGCAAGUGGUUUGCCAGCCGCCAGGAUCCCCAGCGCCCUGACACCUGGCUAGCUAGCCGUGUGCCUUGCCCCACUUGCCGUGCCCGCUUCUGUAUCCUGGAUGUGUGUUGUGUACGCUGAGCAUCACAGUAUAUUCUAUGUCUCCACUAGCCACUUAUGGGGAGUGGCUCAAGCUCCUUGACUUCAGCAAGGGGUUCUACUAGUUAAAGCACACACUUAAUCUACAGCCACUCUCUACCUUGAGUCUAUGGUCAGUUGAAGUUUUAGAAGAAAUUAUCAUGGAAAUGUCCUAUCCCUGGACCUUCAGCAUCUUCUCUUCCUGUUUACUUCCAGGUGGGGCUGAUAUGCCACAUAGAAUGCUCCAAAGCCCCAAGACAUUGGAGUUUGGCCCAAGAGGCUUUAUUUGGCCUGUUUGCCUUAAUUCUAUUACAGAGCUUACCUGUACCUCAAUUAAAAAUCAGACCUACAUCUGUCCCAGGCCCUGUAGUGUUGGGUGGACACUGACAGUUGAGAGGAUCACUAGGAUACCACUCUAGUGUGAGGUCCUCUUCUAGGGUAUCCUGGUGGCUGUAGCCAGCCAAGGACCACUUCUUGGUAGGAAGGCAAGGGCAGCAGCCUAGGGCCAGGACCGAGUACUCUCCCAAGUUACUCAUGAGGGUUGCAUAUGCUUUAGAGGGUCCACAAUGCUUUUGGUGUCUUGUCUUGCUUCUCUAGUCCAGGGGAGGCCAAGAUCUCACACUCCUAACCCUAAGGAAGGGUUUUAGGGAGCCAAGGACCAGAAAGCCACAGCACUAACCAGAAAGAAACUCCCCAGGAAUGCAGCACAGGGUUAGCCAAGGCCCUUGUCGGGUGCUUGGAUCAGGAGAAGAUAACUCAGUGGUUAAGGUUCUGAUGGACGUACUACUCACUUAUGUAUGGUACAGAAUGGUGGGGAAGAGGCUGCCCUUUACCCUCCAUCUCUGACACAAGUGUAGCUGCUAGAGGGAGGACCUCUCCUUCAACUUGUGGUCUUGAAGCACCUACAUUUAGUUGUUGAAAGCAGUAGUGACAGACCAACCUAGCCUGUUAUCCAGCCAACACUGCACCUAACCCCAGGGAUUUGCUACCACAGCAAACUCAGUUCUGCCUGUCCCUAAAGUAUGACAAGGAGUCAGCUGGUUUCGAGGGCUGUCUGCCUAGCAGAGGCCAAGUGGUUUUUGAGAUUUAUUUUUUAACCACAGAAGAGUUAAUUUUAUACUGAUAAAUGUAAAUGUAGCUAAAUGAUACAAUAUUUAAUAAAGUGUUCUUUUCAAGUGA